AUGGUAAGCAGUCGCUUCCGACAUCCCCAGCAAGCGCAGCUAGCAGACACCCUGAGCGCCAUGCAACCCACUCCUGCUCUUUCCAACGUGGCUUCGUGGUUCUCGCACCAAUUCGACCCCACCGACGACGUGGAAUACUAUCUACAAGAUCUUACUCGCAUGCAUCACUAUAUAGCAGCACACGAUCGUCAGCGCCCCCUACGUAGCAGACAUCUCGACAACAGCAGAGACCGCCAUCUCCUCACGAAAAUCUACCAGACUCUUGGGCUAUCAAGAGCCAUCACGUACUGCGUCGUGGCCAAGACGUUGCCCUUCAAAGUCCAGAAAGAAUUAUUAGAUCUCUUCGCUGACGACCUACCGGAACUUCGUGAGUGGAUCAGCUGGCUAGACGAACUAGAGCACGCAGCAGUCAAAGUCGAAGGUGAUAUGGCAUGCGGACCAGGCUAUGAGAGCGCCGUAAACUUUGUGAGUAGGGCGAUCAAAGAGCACUGCAUGCUCACGUGGCUUGGACUACUACGACCACUGGACUCUAUGAAGAGACUUUAUCUUAUCGACGCUAUCCACAGACUACUCGCAGCUUCAAAUAUCAGCGGCUUUCUACCCACCACAACGAGUACACUGAAGAAACUGGGUCGAUUCUACGAAACCACCGGCAUCACGGCAGCCAAACUACUGGAUCUGGACGUCGCCGUGCGUUGUGAGCUCUCCUUGCUCCUCGAAGAGUUCCCGACCAUCAUCCUCAUCACUCUGUUCACUAAAUUCAACAAUGAGAAGAUGAUUCACUUGGUAGUCAAACGUGGUCUGCCCUACUUCCCGAAAAACGACUUGUUAAAGAUGCUGGACGCUCUCGCUCCCGCCGAGAUUAACGCCAUCGAAGUCCAACUCCGAUUUCUCGAACUCAUGAUUACAGCGUCGAGCUCUCCUUUAAACGCAGAUACGUCGAGCUACGAAGAAGAUCCCGAGGACGCAUUCGCGAUUCCAGCUCUUACGACAGGAAACAAUUUUCUGAUGAAAUUCUUCUUUUACGCUGGUCUGAAAUUUCCAGAUCUAGUGAUCCAAAAACUGUCGUCUUUGCCUACUGAAAUGAUUCAUCAAAUACUGUACACUAUCGUCGUUCACUCAGCAGAAGACUUGGCGGUACUGGGUCGGGGUCUAGAGACUGUAGAGCUGCCGUGUCUGCAGCCUUUUCUACGUUUACUCCUCGCUAUCCUACUCGAUUGGCGAAAAGUGUUAGUCCCGCUAGUCGAAGAGAUGCCUGGAGAGGAGGCACAGCCACUUUACGACACGCUACUUCACCUGCAAGCCACGUGUAAAGACAAAGUCACGACGGUUCUUCAAAUGCUCGGAGCUCUCCAUAAGAAAGACAAGACGAUACUUUGUCGAGAUAUCCUUAGCCAUCACGAAGCUCAGCUCGAAGGGCACUCUUCGUCCAUCGGAAUCCACGCCAAAGUUCUGCUGAAUCGCUGCGAAUGCGACCUCGCUCGUCAUAAAGUUCUUCGCCUGCUACGCACGAUCCCAUUCGACAAAUACGAUAGUCUACUUUACUUCCUGCGUACCCAACGGAUGCCUGAGCAAGUCGCGUUAACGCGUCUUAUGCUCAGUAUGCCGAGUGGUGCGAACUGUCGAUUAUUAGCCAAAAUGUCUGCGUGGCCAUUAGAAGCACUCGAUGCCUUCUUCCAGCUGUUGUUGAUACUCGCCAAAGUCGAGUACAAAAUGUUCGCCAAGUUGAUGGGGUCCCAGUACGUUAGUGCAGAGCAGCUACAGGUUUUCAUCACUGUGGCCGUGGACAUGAUGAACCAGGCUUUUUGUCGAGAACUCGUCAUCUUCGCUGCUGAUCUGCCAGUUCAUAUUCGAGAUCUCUUCUUUGAGAUGCUUACGGAUCGUCCGGAGAAGGGGGUUCUGCUCCGUAUCAUCGGCUAUUCCACGCGAGUGUUACCGGAACUUAUGCACCUCUUGGUUGCGAUAUUCCAUCGAAUGUCGUGGGAGAUUCGCUCGGCUUUCAUCGAGCAGCUUCGAGCAUUGGAAGGCGUUACCAACGUUGAAAACCUGGCUGAAGUAGCGUCCAAUCUCCAAGACAACGAGGCUUUACGGCUGCUGAUUCUGCUGCUAAGCCCGCUUCAAAUCCACAUUCGAGUAAGUCUUGUAGCGCUCUUCCUGCAGCUUAAUGUCCAGGCACGCACGCUGCUUCUCGCUAGGCUUGUGAAGAUGCCAAAGAACUCUGUGGGGGCUUUCUGUACGGCGGUUUGUAGCUCGUCCUGUGAGCCCGUGAGCGCUUCCUUCUGUCGCGUGAUUGGCCUGGUGGAUGCCAAGUAUCACACGUCUCUCCUCCGCUUACUAGCAAGCGAACCGCUGUGGUUCUUUCUGCGUCUAAUGGCUGAGCAUUGCGACGUAGAACAGCGUCUGGAACAGUCCACGGAGUUGCUGAACCAAGUGGCGAAGACUGUGUGUUUGUUCUCUCUCGACGACAACUUAUUGCUCUUAAAAGAUGUGAUCCGAGCAGCACUGGGCGACGCUAUGCCCCUGAGUGAUACAGUCGCCGUACUUGCGUUAUUCCCUGAAGUAUCGAAGCUUCUUGACUUCCUCCGAUACGUCAUGGGGUUCGCAAAAUGCGCGCGUACCAGCUUAAUUUUCCGCGUUCUUGCAAAGUAUCAACAGCCAGAAUUUAUCUUCGAAAUGUGCCGAAUUCUCGACUUGGACGACGCCAUAUUCGCCUUGAAGCGACUGGAUCGAACGUGGCAACGGCGACAUGAAGAGCUAGACAGAGCGAUGGAGUCUCUAUGUCGACUCUGUGCUCGAGGAAGUGUUCAAGUGAAAGACGACUUCUGUGACCUCAUCGUGGGGUUUAAAAGUCUAUCGGCGCUUGACGUUGGGGAAUCCAACGAAUCUACCGAUCGUGUAGUUACACCACGCGUUGUGGAGAGGUCUCCACAUGAAGUCACAAGUGACGAGGACGAAGACGAGGUCGAUCGUCCCCUUCGAUUGCCCAGUACGACGCCUCCAUCGCACCAACCGGUCGCUCUUAAUCGUCAUCUACAGCGAACGAGACCAGGUCAAGCGUUCCCUCGAAAGCGAACCGAGAGAAAGGCAUGGUGGCAAGAUCUGGACGACGUGUCCUGCCUGUUUCUUCCGAGUGAUCGACAGAGCGAAGCUUCACCUGAACGUCGGGAACAGCAGGAAUCCUCGCCGAAUACACUUCCUUCCGUCUUCGCUCUAACCGAACAACCUCUCUCCGUUCAUCUAAGCGAGGACACUAAAGCACUCGAUCCAGAAGACACAACCAUCAGUGCUACCUCACAUCCCCACGCUAAUCGACACAGUGAUACUUGCCUCAAUCGAUCCGAAUCCGCACCAACUACGCUGUCGUACGAGAAUGAUUCGCAAUGGAGCAAGCAGAAGCGAUCACGCGGCGUCGCUGCAGCUCUCCACCGCCCUCUGGACUUCCACGUUGGUCGAGACAAAGGCGCCGAUUUCCUACAAAGGCAACGCGAACGUGUAUAUCACGAGAAAGGGGCAUCAAGCAUCCGACACGCCAGGACAUCGGCUGCUCAAGAGCACGUUAUGGAGGCUCGAGUGUGUCGAGCUUUGGGCAAGCGAGUACCGACUUCGCAGACGAUCUUGUCGCCUCUUUCUCGACCAGAUUCCCAGACGGUAGAAAACGCCGUUAGCAUGCUAGCAAAGGCUGCUCAGCUUCGCGAUUCCAGUCCACAAGGAUUCGUCUCGGAAGCCCCAAAACGCAACCAGACACCGGCAAAGCAUCACAUGCGUAUGCUCCCAAGCAACCCAAAAAAUCCAAGCAUCAAACCGGAGACGGAACUAAACUGCGAGCCUGUUGCUCCAUGGUAG
Phytophthora infestans T30-4 is the source of this 3843-nucleotide messenger RNA. RefSeq lists its product as uncharacterized. The transcript has 5 exons. NCBI's taxonomy places the organism in Eukaryota, Oomycota, Peronosporomycetes, Peronosporales, Peronosporaceae. The record is from RefSeq and is a predicted model, not a curated record. Bases 1 to 3843 code for a protein of 1280 amino acids.